GUUGCACAAGUGGCACCACCCAAGUGGAGGAAACGAUUGACACUAUGGUUUCUGAGGAUGAGAUAAUUCUCCUCCAAAAAUAAACAACCAAAAACCAACACACUUCACUCACUCAAAGCCUCUCAUAGUUCAAUCUAGUCUUGUCCUUAUUGAAACUUUUAAGAUUACCAAAAGAGAGAAACAGAGAGAUUGAGAAGAAGUCAUGGCUAGCAGCAGCAUGGCAUCAGCAGCUACUGGUUUUGUGCUGUCACUUAAUGUUGUUGCAUCCAACACAAACUCAUCAGCACUUUCUAGGAGUACCAUGUUGAUGUUCCCUAUAAAGUCCAACACUAUUGCUACUUCUAGACUUGUUGUCAGGGCCUCCGAUGACGCUGCACCCGCUACCGCCACUCCUCCGGCCGAUGCUGAAGUAGCUGCCAAACCCAAGCCACCUCCAAUUGGUCCCAAGAGAGGUGCUAAGGUGAAGAUUCUUAGGAAAGAAUCCUACUGGUACAAAGGCACUGGUUCUGUUGUUGCUGUUGAUCAAGACCCCAAGACUCGCUACCCUGUCGUGGUUCGAUUCAACAAAGUGAACUACGCGAAUGUAUCGACAAAUAACUAUGCUUUGGAUGAGAUUGAAGAAGUGUAAUGAGACCAAUUUAUUUGUAAUUCAAACUCUUGUCAUGCUAUUGCAUUUACUAGCCUAAGGUUUUUUCAUGUCAUAAAAAAAAUCUGUAUCAUAUUCUCUCUGCUAUCUAUCUAUCUAUCCUUUGAUCUCUAGAAGCUACA
Messenger RNA from Cicer arietinum (chickpea), 768 nucleotides. RefSeq names its product photosystem I reaction center subunit IV A, chloroplastic-like. Lineage: Eukaryota; Viridiplantae; Streptophyta; Magnoliopsida; Fabales; Fabaceae. Gene Ontology annotation, biological process: photosynthesis. The record is from RefSeq and is a predicted model, not a curated record. Gene Ontology annotation, cellular component: photosystem I reaction center; photosystem I.